Messenger RNA from Dama dama (fallow deer), 1446 nucleotides. RefSeq names its product hyaluronidase 4 (gene HYAL4). Gene Ontology annotation, molecular function: hyalurononglucosaminidase activity. Gene Ontology annotation, biological process: carbohydrate metabolic process; hyaluronan catabolic process. Bases 1 to 1446 code for a protein of 481 amino acids. The record is from RefSeq and is a predicted model, not a curated record. Lineage: Eukaryota; Metazoa; Chordata; Mammalia; Artiodactyla; Cervidae. The transcript has 3 exons.
AUGAAACCAUUAUCUGAAGGACAGCUAAGGUUUUAUGUUGUUCAACCAGUACAUCUCAUAUCAUGGCUAUUCAUACUUUUCAUUCUGAAGCCUAUCUCUUCCCUGAAACCUGCCCGACUUCCCGUUUAUCAAAGAAAGCCCUUUAUAGUUGCUUGGAAUGCUCCAACAGAUCAGUGUUUGAUAAAAUAUAAUAUAAGGCUGAAUUUGAAAAUGUUUCAGGUGAUUGGAAGUCCACUGGCCAGGGCCAGGGGGCAAAACGUCACUAUAUUUUAUGUCAACAGGUUGGGAUACUAUCCAUGGUAUACACCCCAGGGAGUUCCCAUUAAUGGAGGUCUCCCCCAGAACAUAAGUUUGCAGGUACAUCUGGAAAAAGCUGACCAAGAUAUCAGUUAUUACAUCCCUUCUGAAGAUUUCAGUGGACUUGCUGUUAUAGACUGGGAAUACUGGCGACCUCAGUGGGCCAGGAACUGGAACACAAAAGACAUCUACAGACAGAAGUCAAGAAAGCUUAUUUCUGAAAUGCAAGAGAAUGUAUCAGCUGCUGAUAUUGAAUAUUUAGCCAAAGCAACCUUUGAAGAAAGUGCAAAAGCUUUCAUGAAGGAAACCAUUGAAUUGGGGAUUAAGAGCAGACCCAAAGGCCUUUGGGGGUACUAUUUAUAUCCUGAUUGCCACAAUUAUAACGUUUAUGGCCCAAACUAUACUGGGUCAUGCCCGGAAGAAGAAGUUUUGAGGAACAAUGAGCUCUCUUGGCUGUGGAACAGCAGCGCUGCUUUAUAUCCUUCUAUUGCUGUCAGGAGCUCUCUCGGAGACAGCGUAAACGUUUUGCGGUUCUCGCAAUUUCGGGUGCAUGAAUCUAUGAGGAUCUCUACCAUGACAUCCCGUGAUUAUGCUUUGCCUGUGUUUGUCUACACAAGGCUAGGCUACAGAGACCAACCUUUACUUUUUCUUUCUAAGCAAGAUCUAAUCAGUACUAUUGGAGAAAGUGCUGCCUUGGGAGCUGCAGGCAUUGUUAUUUGGGGAGACAUGAAUUUGACUUCAUCUGAGGGCAACUGUACAAAGGUGAAGCAGUUUGUGAGUUCUGACUUAGGGAGCUACAUAGUCAAUGUGACCAGAGCCGCUGAGGCGUGCAGCCUUCACGUCUGCAGGAAUAACGGGAGAUGCAUAAGGAAGGUGUGGAAAACGCCUGAUUACCUUCACCUGAACCCUGCGAGUUACCACAUCGAGGCCUCUGAGGACGGAGAAUUUACUGUGAAAGGCAGAGCGUCUGACGCAGACCUGGCAGUGCUGGCAGAGAGAUUCUCCUGUCAUUGCUAUCAGGGGUACCACGGGGCUGACUGCAGAGAAAUGAAGACGGCUGCUGGCUGCUCCGGGCCUUCCUCUUUUUCGGGCUCACUACUCACUCUGUGUCUGCUGGUUUCCACAGGUUAUCAGAGCCGUCAGUGGUGA